CUUGUUAACCACCACAUGAGCCAAUUGUGGGGCCACAAUCAAAAUGCUCUGUAAAAUCAAUUAGUAUCGCAUGGCAAUGCGCCGCCGGCGAACUCGUUGAGAAGAACUUUUGUCAACAAGCAGAAUUCUUCGUUGAAGGGUUUGCUACAAUGGCAAUGAAACCACGUGCCAUAACGGCAAAGGGACUGCAGUCACUCCUUGUACGCAUCGGUUUAGCAUCAUCAGGAACCAAGUCAAUCCUCGAGGAACGCUUUCGGCACAGCUUCAUCAAACCCCGUCUCUUUGCUCGUCAUCCAGAAUGGGAAGCCUCGCGGCCUACAGACCAAAAACUCCGCAUCAUGAGCAUCGACAUGGGUAUCAAGAAUCUAGCUUUCUGCGAGGCCGAAGUCUCAUACCCCGUGAAAGACAGUCUGAAUGCGAAGAUGGAUGUCUUGAGGUGGGAAAAGGUGGAUCUUGCUUCUGUAAGACAUCAAGGCGCGACCGAGGGCAGCCAACUAGACACGACCAGACUGGGUGACACAGAAGUGGACGCAGAUGAAGAGGUGGAUCCUUAUUCCCUGGAUACUUUGUCUAAAACUGCGUACAAGCUUAUCAAGGAAACGAUACUAUCUGGGUCUCCGGAUGUCAUCUUGAUCGAAAAGCAGAGGUGGCGGUCAGGCGGUGGUAGCGCGGUACAGCAGUGGACGCUUCGCGUGAACACAUUGGAAGGUAUGUUAUGGGCUGUGCUGGAAACGAUACAGAAAGAGACAGAUGUCACCCAGACAAACAAGGAAAAGAAGAACCUAUACGCCGUUUUUGCCGUAGACCCAAAGCGCGUAGGACACUACUGGCUCGGACAAAAUGCACAGCGUCUUGCCGCCGACGAAGCUACUUCCUCACUCGCAAAAGACAUUCAAACCGAAGCGGAGGGCCAGCCCACACUCAGCCGCUCCAAAGCCGAAAAGAAAGCCAAAAUCUCUCUCCUGCGCUCCUGGCUCACUGCAUCCCCUCCCUCCACCUCAUCCACAAUCACUAGAUCAACACCCCCGAUCUCCUUCGUAAUCAGCAAUCACGCACAGCCCGCCUACCGCGCCCUCUGCUUCCCCUCCACGCCCACCCGCCGCAAGAAGCAGAAUAGCGAGUUCAAGGAUGCAGAGAUUGUACUUGACGAUACCUCAGGAUCCGAAAUGAAGAAGCUGGACGAUGUCACUGAUUGUUUUCUCCAGGCCGCGGCAUGGGUGAGCUGGGAGUCGAAUCGCGUGCAGCUAUGCGAUAUUUGGAGGAGGAACGUGAGACGGCAUGGCGGUUGGAUGGAUGAGAAUGAAGUGGAUUUGAGUGAAUUGAAUAAUGAUCGGUUGCUGGAGAUGUGGGAGGAGGUUGAAGGGUGAUGGGGGAGAGGGGGGGGCUGCGUUAUCACUAUUUUUCUUCUUUUCCUGCUCAUUGUACUGGUAACAGGGCUGCUGCACGAAGAAAAAUAUACUGUGAAUUUUCCUUCUGUUGGUUUGAAGGCGAAAAAAAAAUAGUAGUAGGCUCACAAAGCUGUCUCUGAAUACAAAGGUUCCCAUAGUCAAUAGUGUCAAGCAUUUGUACU
Messenger RNA from Bipolaris sorokiniana ND90Pr, 1570 nucleotides. RefSeq lists its product as uncharacterized. Lineage: Eukaryota; Fungi; Ascomycota; Dothideomycetes; Pleosporales; Pleosporaceae. Gene Ontology annotation, cellular component: mitochondrion. The transcript has a single exon. The record is from RefSeq and is a predicted model, not a curated record. Bases 150 to 1367 code for a protein of 405 amino acids. Gene Ontology annotation, molecular function: crossed form four-way junction DNA binding; flap-structured DNA binding; DNA endonuclease activity.